Trichoderma harzianum CBS 226.95 is the source of this 756-nucleotide messenger RNA. RefSeq lists its product as hypothetical. The record is from RefSeq and is a predicted model, not a curated record. The annotation marks the transcript as partial. The transcript has a single exon. Lineage: Eukaryota; Fungi; Ascomycota; Sordariomycetes; Hypocreales; Hypocreaceae.
GAAGAGUAUAUUGGAGACGCAGAGUAUACUCAAGACGAAGGGUGUACCCAAGAUGGAAAAGACAUUCAAGACGGGAAAAACACUCAAGUCAAGGAGUAUGCUGAACACGACGAGUAUACUGGAGUCGAACGACAUACUGGAGACGAGGAACAAAAUGAAAAAAACCGUCAUGAUCCAAGGGAUGGUGAAGACGAUGAUGAUAAAGAAGAAGAAGAGAAUUUCUUCCAGGGCACAUACGGACAGUACACGGUCUGGAAUAACGAUGACAAAAAUGUCGAACGUGGCCUGCGUGCGCCUCAGGCUGUCCCCAUGGUCACGAAGCGCAAAGUCUUGACUUGUACUCGCGCCGAAGCAUUGGAAAUGUACCAUUCCAUCGAGGAGUUAUUCGAGGAAAGGUACGGGACUGCAGACGUCCCGAGGGAAAUCAGGGACAACUUCACAAAACUGGUCAGAGUUCUCCCGCCGCACAAAAAGAAGCUGCUCAAAUGGAAUGUUGAUUUCCACGGAAUCAUGGACGUCGUUAAGUGGUUUAAGGAUGUAGAUCUAAAAGAGGAUCUACAGGAAUUCAGCUGGGAGGAAACGUAUCAGCUUCCCAGUCUGACUCCCGAGCAAAUUCACGAUACUUGGGAAGACUUGGAUCACCUCGCAUUCCAUAGCCCGAUGUACAUGGCCAGUCGUAUGGAGCUCAGGACUAGUGUGUUGAGGAUGCUUUUCAAUGAGCAGACGAGGCGGAUUAAGGAGCUGGAGAAAGAGCUG